Messenger RNA from Aspergillus tanneri, 3930 nucleotides. RefSeq lists its product as uncharacterized. Gene Ontology annotation, molecular function: protein binding; catalytic activity. Lineage: Eukaryota; Fungi; Ascomycota; Eurotiomycetes; Eurotiales; Aspergillaceae. The record is from RefSeq and is a predicted model, not a curated record. Gene Ontology annotation, biological process: nucleoside metabolic process. The transcript has 3 exons. The coding region runs from base 1 to 3930 and encodes 1309 amino acids.
AUGCCUUCGCUCAAGGCCUUGGAGACUCGUAACCUAUAUAAUGUUGGAUGGAUCGCCGCACUUCCGCUGGAGCGUGCCGCAGCAAUGGCAAUACUCGAUGAGAAACAUGAAAAACCACUUGAUUUUGUCCAGCCUCAUAACGACACAAAUUCAUAUUCUUGGGGCUGUAUUGGUGAACACAACGUGGUUAUCGCAUCGCUUGCAGCAGGGAAAUACGGCAUGACUUCCGCGGCAGCUACUGCAUUACCUAUGCUUGCCUCCUUCCCGCAGAUUAGAAUUGGCCUUCUUGUGGGAAUCGGAGCCGGCAUUGCCAGACUUGAGAAAGGCCGCGACAUCCGCCUCGGUGAUGUUGCCGUCAGCCAACCUCAUGGAAACAGUGGUGGCGUCAUCCAGUACGAUCUAUUCAAGGCGAAGUCUGGAAAUCAGCAGAAGAAUGUAGCUUUCCUUAACAGUCCUCCGGAGGUUCUUCUUCGUGCAUUAGGGAACUUGCAGGCGCAGCAUAUACUCGAGCCACCGAAAGUGCUUGAGUAUCUCGAAGAAAUGAUGACUCGCUAUCCCAGAUUAGCCAAACAGGGUUAUGUGCACCAGGGUGUUGAAAAUGAUCGGCUAUUUAAGACCUCAGACUCUACCGAAGAAAUACAACGGGAGCCCCGUGACUCGACAGACCCCGAAAUCCACUACGGCAUCAUCGCUUCUGGUAAUACACUUUUCAAGGAUGCUACUUACAGAGACAAAAUCUUGGAGGUUAUUGGGGAUGAAUGUAUUUGCUUUGAAAUGGAAGCUGCAGGCCUGAUGAACAAUUUCCCGUGUAUUGUGAUCAGAGGAAUAUGUGAUUACGCGGACUCACACAAGAGUGACCGAUGGCAACGAUAUGCUGCUGCAACGGCGGCUGCAUAUGCAAAGGAUCUUCUUGCUUUUGUUCCUAGUCAAGACCUCCAGAAGACACAAAAAGCUAUUGAUAUUCUGGAGGACAUCUCAGAAAAAGUGGCCGAUAUCCAUUCCAUUACAACAGGCACGAGGACAGUUGUUGAAAGCUUAAGCCUAGACAAUCAAUCUGACAAGAUCAAAAAGUGGCUGUGCCCUCCCGAUUCCUCAACUAAUCUAAACGAAGCACAAAAGAAGCGCCACGAGGGAACAGGUUCCUGGUUCCUUCAGAGUGAACCAUUCAAACAAUGGAAGUCUGGAAAAUGUCAACACCUCUGGCUACACGGGAUUCCAGGGUGUGGGAAGACUGUUCUCAGCGCAACAAUUAUCGAGCAUCUCAACCAGCAACUUGAUUCAUCUAAUGCGGUCCUUGAUUUCUUCUUUGAUUUCACCGAUGCUGAUAAACAGUCACUUGACAAGCUUGUCCGCUCACUCGUUGCACAAUUGUAUUCGAGAUGUGAGAAUUCUCGAAAUGAGCUUAACAAGCUUUUUUCAUCCUGUGAGGAUGGUCGCCGGCAACCAACAUAUGAAUCCCUCUCCACUACGUUCAUGCAGAUGGCGAAAUAUGUCCAAAAGAUCCAAAUUGUCAUAGAUGCUCUGGACGAAUGCAAAACAAGGAGAGAUUUACUCUCGUGGAUGGAAAAUCUCGCACGUUCCGGACAUACAGGGUUCCACCUCCUCGCCACUAGUCGGAAAGAAGAAGAUAUCGAAUUAGAAAUAACACAGUGGCUGCAUCACGGGAAUAUUAUACCCAUUCAGCAAGAUACUGUGAACCGUGAUAUUCGCCUAUAUGUCCACCGGCGGCUUCGAAAUGAUCGUGGGUUUGAAAGGUGGCAUCCAGAACCAUCUGUGCAAGAUGAAAUCGAGGCUGAACUUAUGGAAAAUGCUGAUGGAAUGUUCAGGUGGGCUGCAUGUCAGCUUGAUAUUCUGCAAGAUUGUCUGGAUCUUCGAAUGCUUCGGAAAUCACUUAGAACUUUACCCAGGACAUUAGAGGAAACAUACGCUCGAAUCCUGGCAAGUAUUGGCGAAAAUUAUCGGCAGUAUGCAAUAAGGCUCUUGCAAUUUCUUACUUAUUCAGAACGACCAUUGACAAUCCAAGAAGCUGUCGAUGUUAUAGUAGUCGAACCCAACGGAAGUUCCUCUUUUGAUCCCAAACUACGGAUGCCGGAACCUCGAGAAAUUACGAAAAUUUGUUCCAGUCUGGUCUCUCUCGUAACGCGACAGGUUGAUGGCAAUACAGGAGAGACGUUGAUGGAGCUUCAAUUAGCACAUUUUUCGGUUCAGCAAUAUCUGAAGUCUGAAAGAAUUAAAGAAGCUUUCCCAGAGAAAAUGACCGAAGUUGGUAUGAUGUUUCAAAAGGGCAUCAACGAAUUCAGCGCAAGAGGAUCCAUUACUAAGGUUUGCCUUGCAUACUUGUCACAACUGGAUGAGCAGCGUCCAGCCAGGGAAAUCAGAGCAGAGUUUCCGCUCGCGCAGUACUCUGCACGGUAUUGGAUGUACCAUGCCGGGCCUGUCGAGGUUGAGAAGGACGUUCAAGAAAGCAUCUUGGAUUUCUUACUGCAACCGACACAAGCGUACGCAGUAUGGCGUAAGCUUUUUGACCCAGAUCGGCCUUGGGAUGAAGAAAUGCGCCAAUAUGGAAUGAUGGCAACCCCUAUAUACUACACAUCCUUAGCAGGUCUCCUACAUACGGUAGAACUGCUGCUGAAGGAAGGCGCUGAUGUCAAUGCACAGGGCGGGCAAUAUGGUAAUGCUCUCCAGGCUGCUUCUGUUAAAGGCAACAAGGAAAUUGUGCAGCUGCUGUUAAAGGCAGGAGCUGAUGUUAAUGCACCGGGCGGGCACUAUGGUAAUGCUCUCCAGGCUGCUUCUGCGGGAGGUAACAAGGAGAUUGUACAGCUGCUGUUAGAGAUAGGCGCCGAUGUUAAUGCACAGGGUGGGUUCUAUGGUAAUACUCUCCAAGCUGCUUCUGCUGGAGGCAACAAGGAGAUUGUACAGCUGCUGUUAGAGACAGGCGCUGAUGUCAAUGCACGGGGUGGGCUAUAUGGUAAUGCUCUCCGGGCUGCUUCUUUUCACAGCUACAAGGAAAUUGUGGAGCUGCUGUUAGAGACAGGCACCGAUGUUAUUGCACAGGGUGGGUCCUAUGGCGAUGCUCUCUGGGCUGCUUCUACUGGAGGCAAUAAGGAGAUUGUGCAGCUGCUGUUAGAGGCAGGCGCCGACACUAUUCCACAGGGCGGGGAAUAUAGCAAUGCUCUCUGGGCUGCUUCUGCUAGAGGCAACGAGGAGAUUGUACAGCUGCUGUUAGAGGCAGGCGCUAAUGCUGAUGUCAAUACACAGGACGGGCACUAUGGUAAUGCUCUCCAGGCUGCUUCUGCUGGAGGCAACAAGGAAAUUGUACAGCGGCUGUUAGAGACAGGCGCUGAUGUCACUGCACAGGGCGGGUUCUAUGGUAAUACUCUCCAAGCUGCUUCUGCUGGAGGCAACAAGGAGAUUGUACAGCUGCUGUUAGAGAUAGGCGCCGAUGUUAAUGCACAGGGUGGGGAAUAUGGCAAUGCUCUCCAGGCUGCUUCUGUUAAAGGCAACAAGGAAGUUGUGCAGCUGCUGCUAGAGACAGGUGCUAAUGUCAAUGCACAGGGUGGGCCCUAUUGUAAUGCUCUCCAGGCUGCUUCUGCGGGAGGCAAUAAGGAAACUGUGCAGCUGCUGCUAGAGGCAGGUGCUGAUGUCAAUGCACGGGGUGGGCCCUAUUAUAAUGCUCUUCAGGUUGCUUCUGCUGGAGGUAAUAAGGAGAUUGUGCAGCUACUGUUAGAGACAGGCGCUGAUGUCAAUGCACAGGGUGGGUUAUAUGGUAAUGCUCUCCGGGCUGCUUCUUUUCAAGGCAACAAGGAAAUUGUGCAGCUGCUGUUAGAGACGGGUGCUGAUGUCAAUGCACAAGGUGGGGUCUGUGGUAAUACCCUCCAGGAGAUCGUGCAGCUGCUGUUAGAGAGAGGCGCAGAUGUCAAGGUAAGGUGA